Messenger RNA from Nezara viridula (southern green stink bug), 315 nucleotides. The record is from the annotation of a GenBank genome assembly. Lineage: Eukaryota; Metazoa; Arthropoda; Insecta; Hemiptera; Pentatomidae.
AUGCUCUGUGUAUGUCAACAGUUGAAUUUGGCCUCCUCAGACCCCCCACCAUUCCAUCAUCAUUCCAGGAAGUGCCGCUGCUGUGAUAGCAGGGCGAGGAUGGUAUUCCAUCCAUCCCAUCCACCACAUCAUUUACAUUUUCCGGAUCCUAACCAUCCUGACCCGGGUUUCGAUGACCUAGGCAGUAGCAACAUUAAAAGGACCUACGAUAAGCCCUCAAUGAGAGAAGGACGAAGGACACCCGCGAGCAGCUUAUUUCCUUGCCCAGCCGUAGCAGUGCCUCCCCUGGCAUUGACCUGUGCAUCCUGCCCAUGA